This is a messenger RNA of Gossypium raimondii (Peruvian cotton), 2073 nucleotides long. RefSeq lists its product as hypothetical. Gene Ontology annotation, biological process: tRNA modification; mRNA pseudouridine synthesis. Gene Ontology annotation, molecular function: RNA binding; pseudouridine synthase activity. Gene Ontology annotation, cellular component: mitochondrion. The record is from RefSeq and is a predicted model, not a curated record. Bases 117 to 1706 code for a protein of 529 amino acids. The transcript is spliced from 10 exons. Lineage: Eukaryota; Viridiplantae; Streptophyta; Magnoliopsida; Malvales; Malvaceae.
GGGCUCUGCUAAAACCCUGAAUCAUUAAUUAAAAAGAAAGAAACGCUGCUGUAAACCUUCAACUCUCAAAGCUUGAAACUUCAGUGUAGGCAAGAUUUCCCCUCCUAUAGCUACAAAUGUCGCUUCAUUUGCUACGUCCAAAGAUCCUAUAUUUCUUUACAGCAAUUGGGUCUAGUCGUCUCUUAUCAUCAAAAUCCUGUAAUUUCACCAACAAAUUGAUCUUUUCAAAGCAGCCAUUUUCUUCAUUUUUCUUCUCCACAACAUCGACUCCUUACCCUCUUCAAUAUGACAUGAUCAUCAACACCCCGACUCAGUCCCAACCUACCCCAACUCGCCGCCGACUCAGUAAACCAGACUCGCCCAACUCACCUGAGGAAGAGGACCCAGAAAAAGAAUUGGGUUUUGAUUCAUGGGUACAAAAGAAACUGACUUCAGAAGAAGAAAUGGAUAAGUCUAAGAGGAAAUAUUAUAAAAAGAGAAGGAAAAGAAUGUAUGGUUCAGAUUCUGAAGAUGAUGAUAAGGGGAAAAAUGAAGAUGGGUUUGUUGAAUUGAAGCCUAAAGUUGUGGAAUUUGAUAGGCUACAUGAGAGGGAAGAAGAGCUCUACUUUUAUGAUACAUUUGCCUAUCCUUGGGAAAAUGAUAAACAUUAUAAAAUGGUUUAUCAAUUGGAAAAGAAGUAUUUUCCUGACCAGUGUUUUGAUAAAGCUUUUCUUGAGCCUGGAGAAUCAAAUGAGAAAAUCAAAAUUAAGGGAAAAAGUAAAAAGACUGAUGAUAAUAAUAAGAAGAAUAAUAAGGUGGAGGAUAAAGGGUUGGUGUUUUUUGAGGAAGAAGAAAAUUCAGGUGAGGAUGUGAAGGAGAAGGUUACUGAGAAGAAGGUGGAGGAGUUUUUCAAGUGUUUGAAGAAAGUUCCCAAUAAAGAAACCGACGAUGGGGAGCCUUACCUUGUUAGUAGGAGUACUGGGCUCCCCACGAGAUGGGAUGGUCCAUAUGGGACGGUAGUUUUGGUGAAUAAGCCCAAAGGAUGGACCUCAUUUACCGUUUGUGGCAAGCUGCGCCGCUUAGUCAAAGUGAAAAAGGUAGGGCACGCUGGAACACUUGAUCCUAUGGCAACUGGUCUAUUGAUUGUAUGUGUUGGUAAAGCCACUAAGUUGGUAGAGAGAUAUCAAGGAAUGGUAAAGGGAUACAGCGGAGUUUUCCGAUUAGGGGAGGCUACUUCAACUUGGGAUGCUGAUUCACCGGUUAUUCAACGUGAGCCUUGGGAGCAGAUCAAAGACGAGGACAUAAAAAAAGCUGCUGCAUCCUUCUGCGGAGAGAUAUGGCAAGUUCCUCCAAUGUUCUCUGCCAUCAAGGUUGGGGGUGAAAGGAUGUAUGAAAAAGCAAGAAAAGGGGAGACCGUUGAACUUUCACCCAGACGAAUUUCAAUUUUCCACUUUGACAUUGAGCGUAGCUUAGAAGACAGACAGAACUUGAUUUUCCGAGUCACAUGUUCAAAAGGAACAUAUAUCCGAUCAUUAUGUGCAGAUUUUGGGAAGGCUUUGGGCAGUUGUGCUCAUUUGACGGCUCUGCGAAGAGAUUCAAUUGGUGCCCUGGCACAUUUCUUUUACAACAAUCCUGCAAUUGUGUGCAAUCACCACAAAGACUGUGUAUGGUUCCAUACCAGAUCCUACACAAUUUUGAACCCGGAGUUGAUUUUAUCGUUGUUGUAGUUGAAAUGCUCCUAGUCUAAAGACGGUCUUUAUCUCAAAGUUAGGGGAAUAUUCAGCGGAGGAUGCAUGGGAGUUCAAGGAACUAGAAGAAGCAAUCACUAAAGGUUAUUUCUAGCUGCAUCUCCGUUGUUUCAAGAGUCCUAACAUUGAUGAUCAAUCAGCUCCAAUCUUCAAAUCUUUCUCCCCCAUCUUUGUUUGUAACGAUUAAAACUGCAAUAAUAGUUAACAUUAAUUUCUUUUUGGCUACUAGUUUUAUUCUUUUGAAGGCAAAUUUUCCAAGUUGUACAGGGCAGAGAUGACUGUCUCACAUGAAUGCUUAACGAUCUAAAGCAUUUACAAGUUUAUAUAGUUUUUAAUCGUUUACUUA